UAUGAUAUCAACUUUGUUCUGUGACCUACAAACUAUCAAGCGAGAGGAGUUGUCAAGUUACUUUCACUUUCUGUGUUCUAGAUAUGCUGAUCUAUGUGUAGCAAGGUACAGAUAUGCUGGUUUAUGUGCUUAUAAUAGUGUUAUGUUGGGCUUUAUGGAAAACUAUAGUAUUUUUGUGGAGACGUCAGCAGCAAAAACAACUUUUUAACGACAUUCCGCUAGUUUUCGAUCACCACUGGUUUUGGGGACUUGCCAAAAAGGCUUCAAAUGUACACGAUGCCGUCGAGAUUCAGAAGCGGUUUGUUGCGGAAGUGCGACCCAAGUGGUACUGCUCGUGGUUGCUGUUAAUCGAGCCCGCGCUGUUCCCGAGCUCCCCGGAUGUGUUCCGUGAGGUGUAUUCCGCCAUCGACGUACCUAAGCGGCAUGGAUGGUCAGGGCCGUACAGAAUGUUCGCUGCCUGGGUCGGUGAUGGCCUCCUGACCAGUAACGGCAAGAAAUGGGAGCGGAAUCGACGUCUCCUCACUCCUGCUUUUCAUUUCGAUAUCCUGAAAUCCUACGUCGUCGUCUAUAACAAAGUCGUGGACAUCUUCAUGGAUCGGGUCGGAGAGGCGUGCGCGGACGGCCGGAGCGUGGACGUGUAUCCGUACGUUAGCCGGGCCACUCUGGACACCAUGUUGAGGUGUGGCAUGUCCUACAUGGACGACGGAAUACAGAAUAACAAGGACCAGCAUCCAUACGUUGUGGCAAUCCACAGAUUGGGGACACUGCUCAUGGAAAGAGUACUUAAUCCUGUCCACUAUUUGGAUUUCAUCUACUACCAUACAGCGAAAGGAAAGGAAUUCAGGAAGUUGUCAACCUCGGUCCAACAGUUUGCUAUGGAUAUAAUUGAGAAGCGCAGAAAGUCCUUGGAUGCUGGCGAGAAUGUGUCUGAGCGGCGGAGUAAGGACUUCCUGGACAUCCUGAUCACAGCCAGGGACGACAGCGGCGCCGGUCUCACAGAAACUGAAAUCAUGGACGAAGUCAGCACCUUCCUCUUCGCUGGUCACGAUACUACGGCGUCUGCUAUUGGUUGGAGCCUGUACGCACUAGGGAUGUAUCCGGACAUACAGGGGAAGGUCAGGGAGGAGGUGGAGGAGGCCAUCGGGCAGGAUGACCCUACCUUAGAAGGCCUUGGUCAGUUCCAAUACACGACGUGUUUCAUAAAGGAAGUGCUUCGUUAUUAUUGCCCGGUGCCGGCCCAGUCCCGUGUGCUCGCCCACCCACUGACCGUACAGGGGAAGACCUUCCGUCCAGGGCAGAUAAUCGACAUUGGCAUGAACUCCCUCCAUCACAACCCAGCAGUCUGGGGCGAAGAUCACAACGAGUUCCAGCCCGAGCGUUUCUUUUCAAAGAACAGUCUUCACCGAGACCCAUUCGCCUUCCUGCCCUUCGCUGCUGGUCAAAGAAAUUGUAUUGGGCAGAAUUUUGCUAUGAACGAAAUAAAGGCGUUCUUGUCGGUCGUCGUAAGAAGGUUCACAAUCUCGACGGACCCUGACCGGCCCGCGGUUCCUUACGCCGAGGUUACCACGCGAGCGAAGGACGGUAUUUACCUCCACUUCCAGCACAGGCGGAAAUACUAAGUGUGUGAGAAAUAACUGGCAAUAUUUACACCUCAACUUCAACUCCUUAAAUGAACUGCCUUUAGGCAAUUGCGUUCAUCAAUCGAUGACGAAUAUCACUUUGUGAAAUAAUGUUAUUUAUAUACUGAACUUCGUGAAAGAUACAUUUCUAAAUAGUACCAGUCUUAUCGUAGUUCGUACAAAUGGAAACAACUUUUCGAAAGUACUAAUAUUUCUAAACCCAGAAAGUUGAGUACAUACUUACAUAAACCUUUACAUUCAAAUCUGUUCACAAAGAUAAAACGGCUUUUAUUUGUUAGAUUGUUGUUUUAUUGUGUUGCGUUCGAUUUCCUUUUUAUGUAUUGGAAAUUCGAUUCAUUGCUUUGUUUGUAUUGAAUGGUUGAUAUUUCUGUCUUUGAAAUGUGUAAAUUAUAAUAUGUAAAAAGUUCACUUGACUCAGACUCUAUGUUGGCACUGUAUAUAUAUAUGUAAUGUUAUUAACACCUUCCCCGUCAAUGAUCUGAACUUUCACCUUUCAAAUUUCACGUUGUCUUCAAUCAUGUCCUUCCUUACCUGUUACCUGUAAAAAACUUUUGCAAAAGUUAACAAAUCCUUAAAGCUCGUAUCUACCAAAAAUAAAUCCUUUCAUUUUCCUGUCAUUUGUAAAUGUUAACUCGUGUAUUCUGUUUUUCUCACUGGCCAUGUGACUUAUUGAACCCGUAUUCAAAACAAACUAUCUAUCUACUGUAUAACAUAGGGUUAAUACAGCAUCUGAUACACGAGGAUUAUGCGUUACAUUGCUUAUACACCAGUUUCAAAAAGAAAGUCCUAUGUUUCUGUUUUGUGUUCUACAGGGAAAGCUCGUAUAUAGACUGGUUCACAGUCUCCAGAAGUGAGAAGGAAGUGUCCGGAAUAUUAUACGAAUUACUUUCAUAUGUUGUUCAUUGUUCAUUGUUUAUUAAAAGUGACUUUGGCCA
Mya arenaria is the source of this 2575-nucleotide messenger RNA. Its product is annotated as cytochrome P450 4B1-like. The record is from RefSeq and is a predicted model, not a curated record. The transcript is spliced from 12 exons. Bases 114 to 1619 code for a protein of 501 amino acids. Gene Ontology annotation, molecular function: iron ion binding; monooxygenase activity; oxidoreductase activity, acting on paired donors, with incorporation or reduction of molecular oxygen. NCBI's taxonomy places the organism in Eukaryota, Metazoa, Mollusca, Bivalvia, Myida, Myidae.